This is a messenger RNA of Cotesia glomerata, 1890 nucleotides long. RefSeq names its product glutathione hydrolase 1 proenzyme-like. Gene Ontology annotation, biological process: glutathione catabolic process. Gene Ontology annotation, molecular function: glutathione gamma-glutamate hydrolase. The transcript is spliced from 11 exons. The record is from RefSeq and is a predicted model, not a curated record. Gene Ontology annotation, cellular component: plasma membrane. Lineage: Eukaryota; Metazoa; Arthropoda; Insecta; Hymenoptera; Braconidae. The coding region runs from base 96 to 1826 and encodes 576 amino acids.
AGUUAAGAAGUAUAUAAAAGAAAUCUUGUGCGUUCUUAGCAAGUAGUCAAAAUUGAAGUUGUUACUGGUGAACAUCUCUCAGAAUAAAAUUCAUCAUGUUCGGGAUUCCCAAGAAAAUAGUAAUCGGUGCAUUUGCUGGAUUGGCUAUUUUAAUACUUAUCAUAUUAGCGUGCAUAGUUUUUUUUAUGAAUUUCCAUUUUCAAGAGAUAAAAUUCAUAAGCGCAUCGUCUCUAGGAAAAUUCCAAAAGGCUGGAGUAUCUUCAACCGGACAAUGUGCGGAAGUAGGAAAUAGUAUGCUUAUCAAAAAUGGUUCUGCGGUCGAUGCUGCAAUUGCUACAUUAUUAUGCGAAGGAGUCGCGUCUCUUAACAGUAUGGGUUUAGGCGGUGGAUUUUUAAUGACAAUCUGGGAUGCAAAAAAUCAAAGAGCUGAAUUUUUAAAUGCCAAAGAAAGCGCUCCAGCUAAAGCUACCAAAGAUAUGUUUGUAGGCAAUCCUCAUGAAUCUAGAAAAGGUGGAAAAGCUAUCGCAGUUCCCGGAGAAAUUUUAGGAUAUUGGGAAGCUCACAGAAAGUACGGAAGACUUCCUUGGGCGGAUUUAUUCAUUCCCACGAUCCAAUUGUGUAAAAAAGGAGUUUUAGUGACUGAUUAUUUAGCUAAUGUAUUAAAGAUAAAAUCAAUUAAUAUCAAAUCAGAGCCCACUCUAGCUGAAAUUCUUAUCAAUCCACAAACUAAUUCCACGUGGACUGCAGGAGACAGAUUAAAGAGACCUCAAUUAGCAGAAACUUUGAAGUUAAUAGCUCGAUAUAAUGCUAGUAUUUUUUAUAAUGGCUCUAUGGGUGAAAAAAUUGUCAAAGAGAUCCAAAGCCUCGGCGGUAUUAUUGACAUGGACGAUUUACGGAAUUACAGAGUUCAAUGGAAAAAACCAAUAACAUCCAAUCUCGGUGAUUUAACGAUGCACACCGCAGCAUUACCUGGUUCAGGAUCACUGUUGACAUUCAUGCUCAAUGUCCUCGAAAACUUAGUUUCAAUGAAUAUUACUGAAGAAACAUUCUGGCAGCGAAUCAUCGAAACCUUCAAAUGGGGAUACGCUCAUCGGACAAAACUAGGAGAUGAUAAUUUUGUUAAAACAGACGAUUUAACGUGGAAUUUAACGUCCAAAAAAUACGCCGAAGAAAUUCGCCGAAAAAUUGUUGACAAUUGGACCAGUAAUGAUCCCAAGUUUUAUGGAGCUGAGACUGAUAGUCCAAUGGAUUCUGGAACUGCUCAUGUUUCCGUACUUGCUCCUGAUGGAUCCGCUGUUUCUGUAACAUCGUCAAUUAAUAUGAUAUUUGGUUCAUUGAUACGUUCGAAGUCUUCUGGAAUAAUACUAAACAAUCAAAUGGAUGAUUUCAGCACGCCGAAUCUUCCCAACGGAUUCGGCUUGCCUCCUUCUCCAACUAACUUUAUAGAACCAGGCAAGCGACCGCUUAGUUCGAUGGUUCCAACGAUAAUUGUCGAUAAAAGUGGACAAGUUCAAUUAGUUGUCGGCGCAGCUGGAGGUUCAAGAAUUACGACAGGAGUCGCAUUGACCAUAGUAAUGAAUCUCUGGCGUGGAUACAACAUCAAAGAAGCUAUCGAUAGUCAUCGGCUUCAUCAUCAAUUAAUUCCCAUGACAGUAGACGCAGGAUCCAAUUUUUCUAGUGAAAUAUUACAACAUUUAAGAAGCUUUAAUCACACUGUUAAAACUGCUCCGUUUGAGUGCGGAGUAACUGCGAUAUCCAGAUUAAAUCAUCCUGGAGUGACGGCAAAUUCUGAUUAUCGGCGAGCUGGAUCGGUCGCCGGAUUUUAAAGCAUAAAAGUAUUGCUCAAUUAAUUUUAAUUUAUAUAUUAAAGAGUCUACAGUAUUAUAAAAA